Messenger RNA from Beta vulgaris subsp. vulgaris (sugar beet), 1673 nucleotides. RefSeq lists its product as hypothetical. The record is from RefSeq and is a predicted model, not a curated record. Lineage: Eukaryota; Viridiplantae; Streptophyta; Magnoliopsida; Caryophyllales; Amaranthaceae. Gene Ontology annotation, cellular component: checkpoint clamp complex. The transcript has 7 exons. Bases 502 to 1398 code for a protein of 298 amino acids. Gene Ontology annotation, biological process: DNA damage checkpoint signaling; DNA repair.
CCCUUGUGUUCCUUUAGCUUGUUUAUUCGUUUAAGUUUUAAUUUCCGCAAAAAGUUACGUUUAUUUCUACACCUACAAUUCACCCCCCCUCUUGUAGUGUUCCUAGGGAAAUAACAGGUUCAAUAAGUUCCAAUCAGAUUUAAUCAAGUCCAAUAAAUUAAAUCAGGUCCAAUAAAUUCAGUUUCGUUAAGAUUAGUUCAGUUCAGUUCAUGAUUUUACUUAUUAAGGUAAAAAAAACAUAUCCUUAAUGUAGCUCACUUAAACCCCAAAAAAAGAAAAAACAAAAAUCAUUUGACCGUUCUCAUAGAUUCACAUUGGCUUGGCCUUUGGCAGGUGGCUUUGUACUUUCUCAUUUCCCCCCUUAAAAAGAAAGAAGAAAAUAAUCCGAUGAAAAAUUGAAAACGACCGCAGUUAUAUUGGCGGGAAAGAAGGACAAGCUUGAAGAAUCUUUAGUUUUUCGAAAUUCACAGUAACAGGGAAAAAAAAGAGAGAGAAAAAGAGAUGAGUUCUUCUCAAAUGGAUGGUGGUGUGUUGCCAGAUUUAGUGUGUCAACUCGAUAACGUUCAAGGCUUCGUUGAUGCUCUCACUUCGGUUCGCUGGAAACGUCAUCAGGAUGCAGUAGUAGAAUUGUCUGAACACGGCGUCGUUUUGAUUGUAGAAGAGACUGGUUGUCUUCAAGCCAAAGUCUAUCUUCAGAAAGAGUUGUUUGUGAAAUAUGAGUAUACUGCUGAAGGACGUCCUCGAUUUGGGGUCAGUUUGGGGCUUUUGAUUGACUCCCUUAAUACCUUCUCGGUUCCUGGACACUCGAGCAUGAUCGAGCUCCAGUAUCCGGGCCCUGAUAUGCAGCUUCUCCUCAAGUCUGUUGAUUCACCGGAUGCUUGCAUAUAUGCGGAGAUUAGAACAAGAAUACCAGAUACUAUUUCGUGGGACUACAAUUUUGAGCCUGUGGGCACCACUCCUUUAAGCUUUACAGUGAAGUCUGCAGCUCUGAAAGAAGCCAUAGAUGAUCUUGAAUGGCCUGGGUCAAGUAUCAAAAUAACUUUACAACCAACUCCUCCUUCUGUUACCUUCAGAGGCGAAGGCCAUGGUGAUCUACAGAUAGACUUCAUGUAUUAUGUGAACACUGAUCUUUUGGCUGCUUUCACCUGUGAUCGGGAAGUGUCUCAUAGGUACAAAUAUAAAUUUCUGCGGGCAACAACGUCAAAUGUACCAAGCAGUGUUGUCAAAGAUAAUCGUGGAAGCAAGAUUACUGUUGGGAGAGGUGGAAUAUUAAAAGUUCAGCAUCUGGUCUCCGUUGCAAGACCAGCGCACUUACACAUCGAUUCUGCAGGUUAUCAACAACCUAGCCGGAUAGCAUACAUAGAGUUCUUUGUCAAGCCAGAAGAAGUUGAUGACUGAUUGAAUUCUGUUUAGGCCUUUUCAAGGGUUGAUCACCUUCAUUCACCAUAAGUAUCCAGAUUACUCUCUUAAGGUCGUUCUAGUUAUUUGCCACACUUUAUUUGCUAACUAUUACUCUCUAUUGUGUCCUUUACCUAUUCACCCAAUUUAUUUCUCUAAAAUUUGUGUCAAAUAGUUACUCAAACAGUUAACUUCAAUUAACUUGUCAAUAUGUAGUAUGAAAUAUACAUAUGUUUCUUACAUAAUGUAAACCGUCUAUUAUAUUUUUAAUUCAA